AUGUUCAUAGAGUAGAUGCAUACUCAGAAAAUGUGGGGAUGAAGCUCUCAGUAACUUAACGUUUGAAAGAUUCAAGUACUCACGUUCAGAAUCUCUCGUUUUUGGUUCUUUGGUUGCUGUGCCUUGGGCAUUUUCCUUGCCCUAAAAGCGGCUUCCCCUGCCCGGUAAGGGUAAGGGAGCUUCUCUUCCUGCUCGAUUGUGGGUUACUUUCCUAUCAUCGGGUGGGUGUAGAUACUUGAUUUUGAUUUUGUUUGAAGACAGUUUGAGCUUUAAUGAGAGAGUAUUACUUUGUAUUUGUCAUUUCUUGCUUGUUUUUCUAGUUUGGUGUUCUGAUUGCUGUGGCUGUAGUGGGUUGGAUCUCCUUGGCGCGUGGUAUUUCUAGGUGAGAUACGAGACGUUCGGCUUCUCCCUUCUUUAGGCCAGUUUUCUACGUUUUUUCUCUAUGAGAGGAGAUGAUCUUUCGUAUGAUGGUACCUACCGUUUCAACUUUGAAGGUGACCCUUAGGCUUAUUGUUGUGGACUAUAUAUGCGUUUUAUUCUCUAGGCCUGCUUUUAGAUCCUUGGCUCCCUGAAUUGUCAUAGUAUUAAGCUUUAUUGAACUCAGAUCUUUGAAGUCUUUGCAUAUUCUCUGCUCGGUAGUUAGCUACCUUCCUCGCCGUGUAUGUCUUUCGUACGGUGGAGGUACCUUGGUGGUACCUCACGUAGAUCUUUGGUAGUGGUUUCUGCAACCCAUUAUUUGCCGGGUUAGUUCUUUUCUUGGUUUAGGACCCAGGCUAGUAUUGGACUUGUUCUUUGGGCCUUGGGUUUGUUGGUUUGGCCUUGGACUAUUUGAUCUGGGUUUGUACUUGAUCUCUGGGGCUAGGAUCUGUUGGUAGUAUAGAGCUAUGCUUUUUUAGGCCUUCGAGUCUUAUAUUGGCUCAUGUACUUCGGCUCAGCCCAUGUUUCUCCUCUGUUAAUGAAAUUCUAUCUUUAGAAAAAAAAAAAAAAGAGAAAAAAAAAGAAAAGAAAAGAAGAAGAAGGCCCUCACUAACUUGGCGAAUCAAGUAGGAGUCCUAUAGAGUGGUCUUGAAUCGAAUGUAUUUUUAGCACAAACUCCCACUCGCAGGCCCAUUUGUUGGGCCCUGGCAGGAGAUUAAGCUAAUGGGCUACAAUGGUAGAUUUUCGCAUUCUAUUUCUAUGUAUGUCAUGUUUGGUGGGUCGCCAAGCCCAAUAAUUUUUCCAGCAGCCCAACCGAAGUAUUUGCUCUCUUUUGUGGCAUCCAAAUAGCGUUUCCCCACAAAGCUUGGUUGUUAAUUUGUUAUCUGCAUUAGCUGCUGCCCACUGGGCGAGAUAAUGCGCGUCUUUGCUGUGUCAAGGUACCAUACUUCUUUUCCUUGUGUCUUGCUUCAAGCUUCCACUGCCAGCACCAGCCCUUCACUCUUUCCUUCUAAAUUUCUCAAGCUUAGCUCGCAAACUACUUCUUCUGCAUCUCUGAUAUACCUUCUUUCUCAGUCCAGGCCCAGCCCCCACUGUUCCAACACAGAUCCUGAUUCAUUGGAUGAAUAUUACGACGAUGAUGAUAAUGAAUAUUACGACGAUGAUGAUGGUUACUCGUUUGUAGGUGAGGAUGGGAUUUUUAUUGAGAUAAAGAAGCUUGGAACUAACUCCAGGAGAAUUCGGUCCAAGAUUGCUGUAAACGCCAGUUUGGAUACCAUUUGGAACAUUCUGACGGAUUAUGAGAAAUUGGCUGAUUUUAUUCCUGGUCUUGCCGUUAGCAAAUUAAUUGACAAGAAAGACAAAUUCGCUCGACUUUACCAGUUCAGAACUUAUCUGUGGCGUUGCAUUCUAUAUCAGAUUGGACAGCAAAACUUGCCGUUUGGGCUGAAAUUUAAUGCCAAAGCUAUUUUGGAUUGUUUCGAGAAAGAUAUUGAGACUUUUGCUUCUGGGAAAAAGCGGGAUAUUGAAUUUAAGAUGGCUGAAGGUGACUUCCAAUUUUUCGAAGGAAAGUGGUCUAUUGAACAGGUCGAUAAACCAAGACCCGAAGACGGUGAUUUCUCACUUGCUCAAGAAUUUGAAACAACUCUUUCAUAUUUUGUGGAUGUAAAGCCUAAGUUAUGGCUGCCUGUUCACCUAGUUGAAGGCAGACUCUGCAAGGGGAUACGGACAAACCUCUCAUGUAUCCGUGAAGAAGCACAAAAAGUGAUUCACAACACUCUGAAUACUCAAUAGCGUCAUUUACUUGACCAAAUAAUUGAUGCAGUGUACCUGUAUCAGGUGUAUUUCAUUUAUGAUUUCAUCUUGUAAAUUAUGAUAGAACAAAUAAUGCAAUUUUCUUGUCAUUUCUAGUGAUAUUAGGCUCAAAUGCCCCGUUGUCAAUGAGAGAACAGGAGAUGUAAGAAAAAUCCGAGUGAAAUUACAUACAUCUACCUUGUAUGAUCUGUAGUUCAUUUAGCGGGAUUCAGGAAUAGUGAUGGUGAUGUUUUUGAGCUGAGGCA
Hevea brasiliensis (rubber tree) is the source of this 2474-nucleotide messenger RNA. RefSeq lists its product as uncharacterized. Bases 1333 to 2208 code for a protein of 291 amino acids. The record is from RefSeq and is a predicted model, not a curated record. The transcript has 3 exons. NCBI's taxonomy places the organism in Eukaryota, Viridiplantae, Streptophyta, Magnoliopsida, Malpighiales, Euphorbiaceae.